AUGUUAACACUCUUUAUGUCCAUCUCCGGUGGCCUCAGCUGGAUCGAAGCUUUAGAGCAGUUGAUGCAGGCACAUCCAUUGGCUGUGGUCAGUAUGCUGGUGUACAUCACAAGUACGAUUUUCGCCGUGUUGAACGUAGUCACCGGAGUGUUCUGCAAUACAGCCAUUGAAAGCGCCCGAGCGGACAAGGACAUUGCCAUCAUGAAGCAAAUGCACAAACAUGAAGCUCAAGUUCAAUCAUUGCGUGAGAUUUUCCAUGAAAUCGACAACCAAAAAUCCAGUGUGGUAAGUUUGAAGCAGCUGAAGGAGGCAUUGCAGAGUCAGAAGUUGGCUUCCUUCAUGCAUUCCAUGGACAUCUCUACCCAGGAUGUUUGGACUCUCUUCAUGGUGAUUGACGCAAACGGAGAUGGGCAAGUGACGCUGGAUGAAUUUGUCUUUGGCUGUAUGCAGCUUCAAGGCCCGGCAAAAGGCUUGCAAAUGGCAAGGAUGAGCUACGAGAACACAAUGAUGAGAGAAGAGAUCAAGAGGCUUCAGUCUGAUUUUCGCAGCAUGAAAGAUACAAUGAACAAAGCCACGCGAGUCCCAAGCCAAAACCGACGAUGGAGAAGCGACUUGCAGAUACCACGGUCGCCAAUUCACUCUGAGAGGCCCUCGGAGCGUGAGGACGCAAAGCUUGCUUGGUGCAAGUCUGGUCUUUUAGGGGCAGGCUCCCAAAAGGAGCGCCAAAGGUCUUCUGCUGAGUCUUCAUGA
Messenger RNA from Durusdinium trenchii, 750 nucleotides. The record is from the annotation of a GenBank genome assembly. Lineage: Eukaryota; Dinophyceae; Suessiales; Symbiodiniaceae.